Auanema sp. JU1783 is the source of this 1257-nucleotide messenger RNA. NCBI's taxonomy places the organism in Eukaryota, Metazoa, Nematoda, Chromadorea, Rhabditida, Rhabditidae. The record is from the annotation of a GenBank genome assembly.
AUGUCAGAAACGAAUGAACAUGAAAGUGAAGACCAGCCUAGCUUUGAAUUUCCCAUAGUUGGAAAAAAAGAGAAAGCUCAUAGCCGAGGAAUAGUUGGAGUGUUUACGUAUGAUAUCGGCGAACAUGGUUAUGGUUUAAUUUCAAUAGGACACGAUUCAUUAAAAGUUUGGAAAGUAGAUACUGAUGAGUCUGGAGCUACAAAUUUUUCCUUCAAUCAUGAAAUAUCAAAAUGGCGUUGUGGCGUCCAGUCUUGUGAUGCAACUGCUGACGGAAGAUGUGUUUCCAUAAUUGGCUUGGAUUCAAUAUUAUAUGAAGUUAUAAUAGGAGAAAGCGGACCAGUCGUAACAGCUUAUGAUUUGGGCUACAUGGAAACUUGGCAUAUACGAAUCGCUCGGAACAAGAUCAAUUAUAUGACAACGAGUUUCUCAGGGUUUAUAUCUGAGGUUAACAUGUCAGGAGAGUUUUCUCGGAGAGAGGCUGUUAAUCAUGUGAAGCAAAUAUCGGUUAUAUCAUACAGCAAUGACAAUAGGCUUUUGGCUGUCGGCAAUCUGGAAGGAGUAGUUCGUACUUAUGAAGUAUCAACUUUCAAAAACUUGAACUCUUAUGAAAUUCACGCAAUGAAAAUUAGAGCCAUAGUUUUCCUCCCUGACGACGACAAGUUCUUGACCGCAUCGGACGAUAAAACUUUAAAGCUUUUUUCACUAACAACUGGUAGCACAAUCCACACCUAUUGUGGCUGUAGCUCACCAAUAUCUUGUGUUGCAUUGGAACUGAAUAAGUUCGACGGCAGAUUCUUUGCUACUGGUUGCGUCAACGGUGAUGUAUUGUUCUGGACCACUUCUAUUGUUGUCCCACUGUGUAGCAUUUCUACUCAACAUGAAGGCGGUGUAUGGUCUAUGGCAUUCUCUCCUGAUGGACGAAAUCUUUUGACUGCUGGUGAAGAUAAGCGGAUCAUAUGUUACAAUGUUCCGGACAUGGAUUUGCCAACAGAGUCAUUAAACACUCUUCGGCCCAUUGAUGCACCUGUAGAUGAUGAUGCUGAAAUGUCAGUCGAUAAUCCAGCCUUUAAAGAAGUUUAUGUCAAACGAGACAUUCAUGAUGACUAUGAAGCUGAGCACUCGGUAAAGCCUGCCAUUCGUGAGCAGGUUGAUACAAACCAUGACGAUGAAGCAGACUAUCACGGACUGAUGAAGCCACAGAUAGAUCCUGUGCAACCCUAUGACAUAGAUAAAGUGGAAAUGGAUACGAAUAGCUAG